Messenger RNA from Rhinolophus ferrumequinum (greater horseshoe bat), 1639 nucleotides. RefSeq names its product CASP2 and RIPK1 domain containing adaptor with death domain (gene CRADD). NCBI's taxonomy places the organism in Eukaryota, Metazoa, Chordata, Mammalia, Chiroptera, Rhinolophidae. Gene Ontology annotation, molecular function: protease binding; death domain binding. The coding region runs from base 196 to 795 and encodes 199 amino acids. The transcript has 3 exons. The record is from RefSeq and is a predicted model, not a curated record. Gene Ontology annotation, biological process: regulation of apoptotic process; signal transduction.
GCGUGGCUACUGACCGGGACUGGCGUGUGGACAUUUUUCUUUCAAAGAAAAAGAAAUCCAUUAAAGGUCCCAUACAUGUGUAGCCACCAGUGUAGUGAUGGAGAUCCUGCAUUCUUACAGAGAAGGGAUGGAGUCUGACUAAAAGGUUUACAGUAGACUGGGCACAGACACUUCAGUGUUUUUUUGAAGGGGGAAAUGGAGGCUAGAGACAAGCAAGUGCUUCGUUCUCUUCGCCUGGACCUGGGUGCAGAGGUACUGGUGGACGGACUGGUUCUUCAGUAUCUUUACCAAGAAGGGGUCUUGACUGAAAACCAUGUUCAAGAAAUCAAAGCUCAAGCCACAGGCCUCCGGAAAACAAUGCUGCUGCUGGAUAUCCUACCUUCCAGAGGUCCUAAGGCAUUUGAUGCAUUCCUAGAUUCCCUGCAGGAAUUUCCCUGGGUCAGGGAGAAGCUGGAGAAGGCAAGAGAAGAAGCCAUAACCGAGCUGCCUGCAGACGACGGCAUAGCUGGAAUCCCUCCGCACGUCCUCAACAGCUCCCCAUCGGACCGGCAGAUUAACCAGCUGGCCCAGAGGCUGGGCCCCGAGUGGGAGCCCGUGGUGCUGUCCCUGGGGCUGUCGCAGACGGAUAUCUACCGCUGUAAGGCCAACCACCCCCACAACGUGCAGUCGCAGAUGGUGGAGGCCUUCAUCCGCUGGAGGCAGCGCUUCGGGAAGGAGGCCACGUUCCAGAACUUGCACAGGGGCCUCCGGAUGGCGGAGGCAGACCCGUCAAUGCUCCAGCACAUGUUGGAAUGAUGGUGCCGCCUUCCGCCCGCUGCGGGUGCGUCCCCAGUUCGCAUGUGCCAAGGGCGGGUAGUUCUUUGGGGGGGGGGGACUCUGUGUGUGUGUUUUCUUUUUAACGAUGCUUAGAUGAAAGGGGAAAAUAGAAUUUGCACAUGACAUGACCUGAAAGAUUACCUGAAAGGCUAGAUUACUCAGCUCUCCCACACUGGCUUGAUAAUUCAUCGUUUGUAAUUGCUAGAAGAUUGCAUUGUUUUAAUUGUUCAGGUUUUAAUUGUGUGGUUGCCUUUUAGUAGACUGGUAAAUCAUAGUGGCUAAAAAAAAACCGCUGUGGUAUCAUAUUACAUGCAGGUGUCCCGUACAUAAAGCAUCCACUUUUCCUCAACUGUGGACUUUGGUAUUAAUGAUGAUGAUAAUAAAAAGUGAAUUACUAUUAUGAUGUGGCACUUUCAUAAGAAAGCAUUGUUGUUUUUUUCUCAUUCUCAUAUUGCAUAGAUUAAGGGUGUAAAAUUACAGUGGUUGUUUCUUUGAAAUGGAAUUGAUAGCAACAGGAAAAUGGUUGCUUUCGUCAGUCAAGAUAAAUAGCCCAGGCAAGGUGUCUGCAUUAAAUCUAAGACACUAAAGCUCCCUGCAAAGACCUGGUCAAGUACCAGCGUGUAUGCCUGAGUCCUUCGUCUGUUAAAGAUUGCUUAAGAAAAUCCUGUGCCAUUUAUUUAUAGGAUUUAGUCUGGGGGACAAAAGGAGGCAUGGCCUUUCCAUUAAAGCCCUAAUGAUCGAAGUGUUAUGCCUUUUUUUUUUUUUUAAACAUCUGACUGUUUGUUUUUUUUUUUAAUGGGGAAUAUUGGGGAACAGUUUUUCU